AUGAAUUUUACUCGGCUCCUCUUCUCAAUUAUUCUUACCGUUUUGGCUCAUCAAUUGGUCAUCAUUCACGCGCUUGUCUCGGUCGUAACGACGCCGUCACCCAUCACCUGUCCAUCGUCGCCGGCGGCCUCCUCAUCGCCUGUCCUUGCCGACCGCCCUCUGGACGUUGGCUUUGUCCCCGGGAGGCGACGAGAAGUCGACCGCGACAUAUGUCACCGCGCAGAGGAGAUGGAGAUGAAACAGAGGCCGCCAAUCGCGUGCGUGGAGGCGUCGUUGUGCCGCCUGCGGUCCACGACACCUGCGCAGAUGCCAGCUGCAAUGGGGGUGUCGAGCCGGCUCAGCCGCGACGUUGUUGGGGUGGAAAUGAGUUGUGGGCGAUGGUGCGUCGGGUGUCAGGCCGCAGGUUGGAGCGGCGUAGACCUAUUCAUUGGAUCUCAGACGCCCUCUGCAAGUGGCAGAGGAGUGCCGGGCUCUGUUGGUUCUCAAAACGUCUGCGGCGUGCUUCGCAGUGUCACUGGACCUCUUACUCGGCAACGGAGCACUUCCGAGCAGGAGUCGGACUAG
Molecule: messenger RNA, 564 nt
Organism: Zasmidium cellare ATCC 36951
Lineage: Eukaryota; Fungi; Ascomycota; Dothideomycetes; Mycosphaerellales; Mycosphaerellaceae
Exons: 1
Coding region: 1-564 (187 amino acids)
Source: RefSeq, a predicted model, not a curated record